UGAUUUAAGUCGGGAUUUUUAUUUUUUCCUUAUUGCCGCGUCUUCCCUCCGUCCAAAAGAAAUUUUGGCCGCAUAAAGCGGCUGGGCUCUCUACCUUCAGUUCGAUCUCUUAUUCGGCGCUUUCGUUCUCUGCGUUCAAAUGAAGGCUUAAGGGCUAGGACUCCUCAUAUCGAAAUCUCUGGGAGGCGCAGCAAUGGCGGCUUUGGAAUCAAUCGACGCGUUUCUCGCGGCGGCGAGCAGAGUCUGUUGCAGUCCUUUUGCCAUCUUCGUCCAGAUCCAGGGGUGCUUUAUUUGUUUAUUUCUGGCUUUAGGAUGGAGUUUUGCAGCCUUUGUGAGGAGUAGAGUAACACGGCGAAUUAAACACAAUAUUGAUGGUGGUAAUAGUUUUGGAUUUAUUUGUGAUGAUAUAAAUGAUCUUGAGCAUUCCGUUCAAGUAAACUUACCAAGAGUUUCAGUUGUCAUGCCCUUGAAAGGGUUUGGAGAGCACAAUUUGCAAAACUGGAGAAGCCAGAUUACUUCUCUUUAUGGUGGCCCCUUGGAAUAUCUUUUUGUUGUUGAAAGUGUUGAAGAUCCAGCCUACCCUCCUGUGUCUAUGCUAAUAUCAGAGUUCAAGGACAGUGUUAAUGCAAAGAUUGUUUUAGCGGGGCUGUCGACAACAUGCAGCCAAAAGAUUCAUAAUCAGUUAGUAUGUCGAUAUUUUUGGCGAUCUUACUUUGCAAAAACACUUUUACUUCUUGUUUUCUGCUCUUGUUAA
Dendrobium catenatum is the source of this 754-nucleotide messenger RNA. RefSeq lists its product as uncharacterized. The transcript has 5 exons. Gene Ontology annotation, biological process: glucosylceramide biosynthetic process. Gene Ontology annotation, molecular function: ceramide glucosyltransferase activity. Lineage: Eukaryota; Viridiplantae; Streptophyta; Magnoliopsida; Asparagales; Orchidaceae. The coding region runs from base 194 to 754 and encodes 186 amino acids. The record is from RefSeq and is a predicted model, not a curated record. Gene Ontology annotation, cellular component: membrane.